Priapulus caudatus is the source of this 1617-nucleotide messenger RNA. RefSeq names its product inosine-uridine preferring nucleoside hydrolase-like. Gene Ontology annotation, molecular function: hydrolase activity, hydrolyzing N-glycosyl compounds. The record is from RefSeq and is a predicted model, not a curated record. NCBI's taxonomy places the organism in Eukaryota, Metazoa, Priapulida, Priapulimorpha, Priapulimorphida, Priapulidae. The transcript is spliced from 8 exons. Bases 253 to 1380 code for a protein of 375 amino acids.
UAGAUAGUCAUAUAGAAGAUCUAUACUAUAGAUAUAUAGAAGAUCUUCUUCAAAAGUUCAAUAACCGAUGUUGUGUUCUCGUACUUGUCGGUGUCCACUACACUGGAUAUAAUAUACUGGACAACACCGAUAACAGAUCAAAACAGAUAAACAACACUAGUGGUAGGUAUUGGCUAUUGUAAUUUGUAUAUUCAUUGGCUACAGAUAAACAACACUGUAGAGCAAAUCUCCAGCUGAUAUGUACAUGUAGUGAUGGUAUUCUCCUAUGUGGCUAGGACAUUUGCAGCUAGCCAAUCACGGCAAUCUAUUGCUGGAAGAAACUGUAUCCGCCGUAUAAAGAGAACAUUCUCAAGAACAGCUUUCACGAUGUGCAGUGAGGAAGAGAAGCCGCACGGCCACAAGAGGUUCGUCAUCGACGCAGACCCCGGCGUUGACGACACACAUGCGAUCAUGAUGGCGUUGGCUCACCCCAACGUUGAAGUUGCCGGUAUUACGAUUGUCGGAGGCAACUGCGACAUCGAUCAAAUCGUUCUCAAUGCCGUCAGAGUGUUGAAAACCUGCAAUAGGCUGGACAUUCCGGUGUACCGUGGCUCGGCCGUCUCGCUCUUGGGCGAGAUUCCUCAAAAGUCUGAAUACCACAUGCUCGACGGGCUAGGCGACGUGCCCCUCUUCAGGCGGAGAGCGAUGAGGAUCCGCCGGAUGUUGGUGUGGUGCAAUCAGAGCAUGCCGUGCAAGCCCUUGCUGCGACUCUCGCAGUGGUAUCGAGGAGACUUGACUCUCAUUGCACUGGGACCGCUCACCAAUAUUGCAAUGGCAAUAAGAUUGGAUGCAGAAUUUGGAAAGCGUCUGAAGCACUGCUACAUCAUGGGGGGAAAUACAGAAGGCCAAGGAAACAUCACAACAUCAGCUGAAUUCAACUUCCACCAUGAUCCCGAGGCGGCAAGCAUCGUUCUUAACGAGUUGCAAUGCCCAAUCACGCAGGUCGGCUGGGAAGUGACACUGCGAAACAUGAUAUCCUGGGACUGGUUUGACGAGGCAUGCAAGGCGGACACUCGCGAGGCGCGAUUCCUGCGACUCAUCCACGACAAGCCCGAAGCGUUUUGCAAGAAGCAGGAGUGGGGCUUCAUUCCGUGCGACCAGACGGCGAUGGCGGUCGCUCUGGACGACGGUGUUGCCACCGGCUGGCACAGCGAAUACGCCACGGUCGAGCUAAACGGUAAAUACACUAGAGGGCAGAUGGUGAUCGACUUCCGGAAAGUGUUGAAGCGGGAACACAACUGCAGAAUGGUGACAAAGAUUGACCUCGACCGCCUCCGCAGUUGCAUGGGGAUGGCCAUGAACCCAGGAUCCAACAAAAGUGGGAAAAGGAAGGCAAUGUAGUGCAAUCUGUGAAUUUCAUCAUGACCUCAACUGCCAUUUUGCUCAUGUAUAUUUUGUAUUUCACCUACACUAUACAAGUUUGUAUACUAAACUAACCUUAACCAAAUUGAUUUGAUAAUACAAUACAUCAGACUAGUCUUCCAGUCGGCAUCGAAAGCGGGUUGUUUGGCAUAUAAUUAAUAAUGAUGUAAAUUAAUGUGGAUAAAUAAAAAAUUAUGUGAAUUCAUUUCAAUUGCA